UCCAUGUGUUUAGUAGCUUGCUGCAAGUGCAACGAGAAGCAACAAGCAGAAUGGGGUUUCAAUUAAUUUGGAAUGGUAAAUUUCUCAUAUUCGUGCUAGCCACAAUUUUAGUGGACGAGACUUUAACCAGGAGUAUAGAUCUCCACAAUGAUUCAGUAUUUCUGAACAAGGUGAGAUUAGGUAUUCUGGUCGCUCCUACCAACGCCUCUUGUAUUGGGAAUGGGGACCCCCCAGUGUUACCAGCUACGGCGGAUCCUAACGAUAACACUUACUUCUAUCAAUGCUUCUGGUUUCCUGAUGAAAAUUGCAAAUGUGAAUAUUGGUAUGUUGCCUAUCUUGAAUGUGCACCAGGAGGUUACUUCGAUGAAACACUCCAAGAAUGCAUGCUAAUUGAAGUGACCACAAGCACUAGCUUACCCACAGUAGAGGAAGAAGAACUAGUAUCAGGUGCAGCCACUACAGAGUCACCACCUGCUGCAACGCCAACUACACCGACGGCUACAACGCCAACUGAGACCUCGGAAACUUCCCCAACUGAUUCGCCAACUACACCGACGGCUACAACGCCAACUGAUACGUCGGAAACUUCCCCAAGUGAUUCACCAACUACACCCACGGCUACAACGCCAACUGAGACUUCGGAAACUUCCACAAGUGAUUCACCAACUACACCGACGGCUACAACGCCAAGUGAGACCUCGGAAAUUUCACCAAGUGAUUCACCAACUACACCGACGGCUACAACGCCAACUGAGACUUCGGAAACUUCCACAAGUGAUUCACCAACUACACCCACGGCUACAACGCCAACUGAGACUUCGGAAACUUCCACAAGAGAUCUCGGAAACUUCCCCAAGUGA
Folsomia candida is the source of this 860-nucleotide messenger RNA. RefSeq names its product salivary glue protein Sgs-3. Lineage: Eukaryota; Metazoa; Arthropoda; Collembola; Entomobryomorpha; Isotomidae. The transcript is spliced from 5 exons. The record is from RefSeq and is a predicted model, not a curated record. The coding region runs from base 51 to 860 and encodes 269 amino acids.